Sclerotinia sclerotiorum 1980 UF-70 is the source of this 375-nucleotide messenger RNA. RefSeq lists its product as hypothetical. The transcript has 3 exons. Bases 1 to 375 code for a protein of 124 amino acids. The record is from RefSeq and is a predicted model, not a curated record. NCBI's taxonomy places the organism in Eukaryota, Fungi, Ascomycota, Leotiomycetes, Helotiales, Sclerotiniaceae.
AUGGCCGAACCUGAAGUUAGUCACGGUCGCGGAGGCGCUGGAAAUAUUGGAGCUGAUUCCACUCCAUAUGUAGAUGGUGAAAUUGUUCGCCAAGGACCAGCGGGAGAUCAUGGUGAUGGAGCAUUUAGCGUCGGUCGCGGAGGAGCCGCAAACAUCGGUUCACCUGGUCUCCCGGCUACUAAACGUAGCGAUGCGGAUAGCAUUCCAGAAGCUGCAUUAAGACCCAGUACUGAUGGUGAAAAUGUGCACUUUGGGCGAGGUGGUGAGGGUAAUGUGGUUAAUACGACGAAGCCGGGUGUAGAACAUCCAAUUGGAUUGGCUGAUAAGUUGAAGAAUAAGUUGUUCAAGAAGAAAGCUCAAUCUACCGCUAAAUGA